UGGGCUCCAUCUAACAAGCGACGAGCUCUGAGGAAGCAAGAAACUGCUGGAUUGGGUCAAUUGCAAUGGAGAAGACCACUGAGAAGAUGGUGGAACUAUGGCUGCUAUCCUGUGGCUUACCGUACACCAGGCCUCCCCACCAGAUCCGCAGUGUGCAGUGUUCAGAAGUGAAAAGGCUUGUUGAAGGUUAUUAGGCCUACUCCUCUUGUGUAGCCAUUUUGAAGUUUGCAACCUCUGUCCCUCGUGAAAAGGAGGAACGAUGACUUUUUAUAGUUUCUGUUUGCUCCUCUUUGCGUUUACUUGGAAUACCUCUGCCUAUGCCUAUGGACCGAAUCAAAGGGCACAGAAGAAAGGAGACAUUAUUCUUGGGGGGCUGUUCCCCAUUCAUUUUGGAGUGGCUGCUAAACACCAGGAUCUGAAAUCUAGACCAGAAUCCGUUGAAUGCAUAAGGUAUAAUUUUCGUGGUUUCCGUUGGCUUCAGGCAAUGAUCUUUGCCAUUGAGGAAAUUAAUAACAGCCCAACACUUCUUCCCAACAUGACCCUUGGAUACAGCAUAUUUGAUACCUGCAACACGGUCUCCAAAGCCCUGGAAGCCACGCUGAGUUUUGUGGCCCAAAACAAGAUAGACUCUCUGAAUCUGGAUGAGUUCUGCAAUUGCUCAGAGCACAUUCCCUCCACGAUCGCAGUGGUGGGAGCAACUGGUUCUGGGAUCUCUACUGCCGUGGCCAAUCUUCUGGGUCUCUUUUACAUACCUCAGGUUAGCUAUGCUUCAUCCAGCCGUCUGCUGAGCAACAGGAAUGAGUACAAAUCUUUCCUGCGUACCAUACCCAACGACGAACAUCAGGCCACCGCCAUGGCAGACAUUGUCGAGUACUUCCGCUGGAACUGGGUGGGCACCAUUGCGGCAGAUGACAAUUACGGCCGGCCAGGAAUCGAAAAGUUCAGGGAAGAGACCGAGGAGAGAAACAUCUGCAUUGACUUCAGUGAGCUCAUCGCACAGUACUUGCCCGAGGACCAGAUCCAGCAGGUGGUGAAAGUCAUUGAGAAUUCCACAGCGAAGGUGAUAGUCGUUUUCUCAAGUGGCCCCGAUCUGGAACCCCUGAUCAAAGAGAUUGUGACACGUAACAUCACUGGCAGGAUUUGGCUGGCCAGUGAAGCCUGGGCCAGCUCUUCGCUGAUAGCUAUGCCAGAGUUCUUUCACGUCAUGGGCGGCACAAUUGGAUUUGCUCUGAAGGCAGGGCAGAUCCCCGGCUUCCGCAACUUUCUGCGGAAGGUGAAUCCGAGGAAAUCGGUUAACAAUGGAUUUAUCAAAGAGUUUUGGGAGGAGACUUUUAACUGCUACCUGGCAGAUAGCAACAAAAAUUAUCCAGGUUCUGCUUCUUUCCAGAAGAGCCGCGAAGAAGGCAUUGGAGUUGGAAAUGGCACAAGUGCCUUCCGCGCCCCCUGUACUGGGCACGAAAAUAUCACCAGUGUGGAGACUCCUUACAUGGAUUAUACUCACCUGCGGAUAUCCUACAAUGUAUACUUGGCCGUAUACUCCAUUGCCCAUGCUUUGCAGGAUAUAUACACUUGCACCCCUGGGAAAGGACUGUUCACCAAUGGGUCAUGUGCUGACAUCAAGAAAGUGGAAGCAUGGCAGGUACUGAAGCACCUGCGGCACUUGAACUUCACAAACAACAUGGGAGAGCAAGUGGAUUUUGACGAAUCUGGGGGCCUGAUAGGGAAUUACUCAAUCAUCAAUUGGCACCUGUCACCAGAGGACGGCUCCAUUGUCUUUGAGGAAGUUGGACACUAUAAUGUUUAUGCCAAGAAAGGAGAGAGGCUGUUUAUCAAUGAGAACAAGAUUCUGUGGAGUGGGUUCUCCAAGGAGGUGCCGUUCUCCAACUGCAGCAUAGACUGCCCGCCAGGCAGAAGAAAAGGCAUUCUCGAGGGGACAUCUACUUGUUGUUUUGAAUGUGUGGAGUGCACUGACGGGGAGAUCAGUGAUGAGACAGAUUCUAGUGCCUGUGAGAGGUGUGAUGAAGACUUCUGGUCCAACGAAAACCACACAUUCUGCAUUCCCAAGCAAAUAGAAUUUUUGUCUUGGACAGAGCCGUUUGGGAUCGCUCUCACCCUUUUCGCUAUACUAGGCAUCUUCCUCACAUCGUUUGUCCUAGGGGUCUUUACCAGAUUUCGCAACACACCCAUCGUCAAGGCCACAAACCGCGAACUCUCUUACCUCCUCCUCUUCUCCUUGCUGUGCUGCUUCUCCAGCUCCCUUUUCUUCAUUGGGGAGCCCCAGGACUGGAACUGCCGCUUACGGCAGCCGGCCUUUGGCAUCAGCUUUGUCCUCUGCAUCUCCUGCAUCCUGGUGAAGACCAACCGCGUCCUCCUGGUCUUUGAGGCCAAGAUACCCACAAGCCUCCAUCGCAAGUGGUGGGGCCUUAACCUCCAGUUCCUGCUGGUCUUCCUGUGCACUUUUGUGCAGAUAGUCAUCUGUGUCAUCUGGCUCUAUACGGCUCCCCCUUCCAGCUAUCGGAAUCAUGAACUGGAAGACGAGAUCAUCUUCAUCACCUGCAAUGAGGGCUCCUUGAUGGCACUGGGCUUCCUGAUCGGCUACACAUGCCUCCUGGCCGCUAUCUGCUUCUUCUUCGCUUUCAAGUCCCGCAAGCUGCCUGAGAACUUCAACGAGGCCAAAUUCAUCACCUUCAGCAUGCUGAUCUUCUUCAUUGUUUGGAUCUCUUUUAUCCCAGCUUACGCCAGCACCUACGGCAAAUUUGUCUCGGCUGUGGAGGUGAUCGCUAUACUGGCUGCCAGCUUUGGGCAGCUGGCUUGCAUCUUCUUCAACAAGGUCUACAUCAUCCUCUUCAAGCCCUCGCGCAACACCAUCGAGGAGGUGCGCUCCAGCACCGCUGCCCAUGCCUUCAAGGUGGCUGCCAAGGCUACACUGCGGCGCAGCAAUGUGUCCCGCAAGAGGUCCAACAGUCUUGGAGGCUCCACAGCCUCGACGCCAUCCUCGUCCAUCAGCAGUAAAAGCAACCAUGAAAAUCCCUUUUCGCUGCCAAGUCCUGUGGACCACCACCAGCCACAUGGGUGCAAGCAAAAGGUGAGUUUUGGCGGCGGGACUGUCACUUUCUCUCUGAGCUUCGAGGAGCACCGGACAAACGCAGUAGCCAACCGGAAUGCAAAGCACAGGAACUCACUGGAAGCCCAAAACAGCGACGACAGCCUCAUGCGCCACAAGGCCCUGCUUCCUCUGCAACCCAGCGAACCACGAGGCAACGAGCCCAAUUUCCAGAUGCCCUCAAUUCAAGACUCCAACACACAGGAACCAGUAAUGGCAGAAGCCAAGCAAGAAGGGCAAAACUCGGAAGAAGAGCAACCUUCUUUGUCAGAUGCAUACUUGCGGGAUUUUGUAGGCAAUGACUCCAUCCUAGAGAACGCCAUCCAUUCAUAAUCAAAGAAAAAGGAGUCUUAUUUCCCCCUGCUCUUCUCUAAAACAGGGGGGGAAAGGACUGGAUACAUCUGCAACACAGCCAGCCACUUCUUACAGUUAGAAUCAGCAGGAUAAACUCACCUCCAAAGGGCUGUUGAGGGUGGGAGGGGGAAGAAAAUGCCUGGUGAUCCUUUUAGUGAACGUCUGUGCUGGUUGUGGAAGAUAUGAGGAGAAGAAACCCGCUGGAAGGACUAGUACUUUUUUUCCCCCAGCUGGGUUUUAGCAGAUUUUUUUGUGGAGUUUAUCAUCGUUCUACCCUAGUGGUCCAAGGCCACCAACUUGCUGGUUAGUGAACACCUCUGAACAAUUCUAGUAACGUGCUCUGCUUUUACAUUGAUGUAUAUUAUCCCUUUUCUUCAUGGUGUGUAAUAGCCCCUCUUUAUAUGUAAAACUGCUUAGCCACAUUGCAACAAGGAAAACCUUUCUGCUUUACACAAAACAGGACACACAGUUUGACAUAGGGGGACGUCGUCCUCCAAGCCCCAGGGAAACAUGCUAAACGAAUUUCAGCUGUUGCCCUCCACGUAUUUAAAAAUAAGAAGACAUCGC
Molecule: messenger RNA, 4024 nt
Organism: Lacerta agilis (Sand lizard)
Lineage: Eukaryota; Metazoa; Chordata; Lepidosauria; Squamata; Lacertidae
Gene: CASR
Product: calcium sensing receptor
Exons: 6
Coding region: 260-3436 (1058 amino acids)
Biological process (GO): G protein-coupled receptor signaling pathway; detection of calcium ion; intracellular calcium ion homeostasis
Cellular component (GO): membrane
Molecular function (GO): G protein-coupled receptor activity; calcium ion binding
Source: RefSeq, a predicted model, not a curated record